AUUUGUGAAAAACGAAAACAAUUCAAACACAAAACUUAAUCCAGAUAAAUUAUUGCACCGUUUGGUCAUUUUGCAUUUAAUCGAUCUAUGAUGCAUAUAAUCUCUAAUUCUAUAGCUGCCGUUAAAUUCAAAAUCCUCCUUUAAACCCUGUCACGCCUACACCACAACUCUCAACACUUAAAACCACCCAAAAAGCAACAAAAAAACACACAGAGAUGAACAAAUCAACUGCACCAAGAAAAACCAAACGGCACCCAGCUCCGCCGCCGCCGCCCAGCCCUAAAGUCCUCCACUUCCCCCGCAGCCGCAGGACCCGCCGCAAGCAAACCAGGACCGCCGCCAGCCGCCGCCUCGACCAAAACGGCCCACCACUACUGCUCAUGCGCCAAAAGUACCAAUCCCACAAGGCGACGCUCGAGAAGCUGUUCAAUCGAGAAAACGACGACCCACCCACCACCCAUGGGCUCGCUCCCUCCGUCUCGUACUCGGAAUCACCGACCAGCGGAAGGAGGGAGAGGGUGGAGGAAGAUGACUGUGGAGAGUAUUUUAAUGGCGCCGGCGGCGGGUUUGAGGAGGAGAAGUGGAAGUUUCAAUCGGAGAUACUGAGGGCCGAAUGUAAAUUGUUGAGAAUGGAGAGGGAGUUUGCUCUGAAGAAGAUGGAGAAAAAUAGGGUUAAUGUGGAAAGAACUCUGAAAUCGGCUGUUCAAGCACUUGUCUCUGGAAGAAAGAAGAUUUUUGAGGGGAAGAAUGUGAAUGAUGUCUUAGAUGAAGAGAUAGAAGAUUUAGCAGAGAAGCUGGAGGAGCUGCAAAAGAGUUCAAGAAGUAAAGAAGAAUUUGAAGUUCAAAAUUGCAGUAAUUUCGACAAGAGCGCUUGCCUUUUGCAGCGCAGGUUAGAAAAUCUCAAAGGAUUAUCCAGUGUAAAGUCUAGAAAGGACUCACAAAAUGGAGCUGAGUUGAGCCUGUGUGUUGAUGCGAACCAUGAAGGUGAUAAAGAGAGCAAUAUUUCCAAUUGGAAAACUGAGGAUAAGUUGUCCGAUGUGGAUUUUCUGAGGGACAAAAUGGAGGGACUAUCAAAGGGCAUUUUAAACAGAGUUGAGGAAGAAUACAAUUCAAUUCUUUCCAUUACUGCCAAUGGCUCAGAGUCUGUUAUGGCUAAUGAGAACAAAUGCACGGGCCGUUGUAAGGCCAUUGUGCGGAGGAUAGUCGAGCAAGUGAGAGCCGAGACUGAGCAGUGGGCCCAAAUGCAGGAGAUGCUGGCGCAGGUGCGCGGUGAAAUGGAGGAGCUGCAAGCGUCCCGCGAUUUCUGGGAAAAUCGAGCCUACAAUUUAAACCAGGAAAUUCGAGCCCUCAGGAACACUGUGGAAGAAUGGAAGGAGAAAGCAAUCAGAUACGAAAACAAGGCAAACGAGACGAGUCUUGAGAUUUCCACUCUCAAAGAGCAAACUCGAAACCCGAACACGGAUUUAUCACUGCCUCCUCCGUUUCCUCUCGGAAAGCAACUCGAAAAGGAGAAAAUAUUCUCGAGCUUCCGGCUGAAGAAAAACAGCGCCGUCGAUGAGAAGGGGCGCAAUUACGAAAAUGGCCCUGAAGAGGAGCUCAAGACGGAAGAAAGUUCGCCAAAGAAAGGUUUGCCUGAGCCACUUUCUUUAGGCAAACAGCUCGCGAAAGAAAAAAGGAAGAUCCUUCGUCACUUGAAGGAGAAUCCAAAUCGUGUGCAUGCUGAUGAUGUUAGUAGUCGAGAGAGAGCAAGUAAACGAGAGGUCCCAAUUAGUGUUCGAAGGAAAAAGUCGUGCUCGAGCGGUUUUGGGAUUUUGGACCCUAGCAGGUCACCUUUGAUGGAUAUUAGUAGUUUGUCUCCAUUGACGAGACAGAUUAGUCGAUCGGCCUUUUUCGGUUUCCUUAGCCCCGAGAGUUCAAGAAUAAGGGGUAGUUUUAGAAUGUGAUGAAUCAUGAAUUUUGUUAUUUGUAACCUUUUCUCUAUUUAAAAAAAGAUAUAUAUUUUUUUUUUCUUUCUUGGUCAUCCUUUUUUGUGUGCUGAUGGAGAGAAUUAGCACAUUUUCUUGCCUUAAACCGUGGCAAUUUCAG
This is a messenger RNA of Striga asiatica, 2085 nucleotides long. NCBI's taxonomy places the organism in Eukaryota, Viridiplantae, Streptophyta, Magnoliopsida, Lamiales, Orobanchaceae. The record is from the annotation of a GenBank genome assembly.